This is a messenger RNA of Hyla sarda, 2130 nucleotides long. RefSeq lists its product as uncharacterized. Bases 1 to 2130 code for a protein of 709 amino acids. Gene Ontology annotation, cellular component: membrane. NCBI's taxonomy places the organism in Eukaryota, Metazoa, Chordata, Amphibia, Anura, Hylidae. The transcript is spliced from 3 exons. Gene Ontology annotation, molecular function: G protein-coupled receptor activity; bitter taste receptor activity. Gene Ontology annotation, biological process: sensory perception of taste; G protein-coupled receptor signaling pathway; detection of chemical stimulus involved in sensory perception of bitter taste. The record is from RefSeq and is a predicted model, not a curated record.
AUGCUCCCAGUAUUCAUUGUGGCUUCCAUGGCUGUUUUGGGUGUUAGUACUGUAAUGGCAGUGUUCACCAACUCGUUUAUCAUUGCUGUGAAUAUCAUAGACAAAAUCCAAGGAAAAAGCCUCAGUGCUUCUGACCUCAUCAUAGUGACUUUAUGUAUCUCCAACAUCAUCUUUCAGUUCAUCAUGCUGGUUAAUGACUAUGUAAGUUUUCUGGAGACAGAUCUCUAUUUCUCCGAUGAAGUCUAUGUCAUAUUUACAGUCAUGAUUAUUCUACCUGUUUACUCCAGUUUCUGGUUCACAGUUUGCCUCUCCUUCAAUUACUACUUGCAGAUCAUCAUUUUCACCAAUCCAUUCUUAAUCCGACUUAAGAUUGGAAUCUCUCAACUUGUUCCAAAACUUCUCUUAGCUUCUGUAUUUAUAGCAAUGACUACUGGUGUCCCUGCAGUCUGGAACUUCUACAGGGAUUCUCCAGGAUUAAACAUGUCAAGGAAUAUGACUAUAGAAAUCUCUGUCCCCAAACUAAAUAUUAUCUAUCUGUUGCCUACUAACCUCCUCAGUUGUUCUCUACCACUAGUUUUAGUGGGAAUUGUAAAUGGGUUAAUCAUAAAGUCACUUGUCACCCACACUCAUAAGACAGACAGGAAUGCUAAGGGCGAUCUCAGUGCUCGGGCAGAGGGUCGAGUGCGGGCAGCAAUGACAAUCAGUUGUCUUCUAAUUCUAUAUUUAUCAUUCUAUAUAUCAGAAAUCUUAAUGUUCAUUGAUGCUUUCCCUCCAAAUAGUCCAGGGUUCUGCAUAUGCCUAAUGGUGAUUUACAGUUAUUCUCCAGCACAAUCCAUUGUUCUUAUCUUUGGUAGCCCUAAACUGAAACAGAUCUCUCUCAGUUUACUGCAUUAUACAGGUGGUUCUAACAAAGAAAAGGCCAAGAUACCAAAAGUUUUGUUUAUAAAACUUGGGACGAAGAAGAAAGUACCAGUGAAGAUGAAUAAGAACUACCAAAGUAAAUACAUACAGGACAAGCAUUUCUGUCUCAUUCUCCGGGAUGAAAAGAGUAAGUCAGUUCUGAUGCUUCCUAUAUUUUUGCUUUUAUCUAUGACUAUUUUGGUAUUCAGCACCAUAAUAGGGUCACUUGCCAAUUCAAUUAUCAUUGCCGUGAAUAUCACAGACAAAUUCAAGGGUAAAGCUCUCAGCCCGUCAGAUCAGAUAUUGCUUAUGAUGGGCAUAUCCAAUGUCUUAUUUCAGCUCAUAAUGACACUUAAUGAUUUCCUCAGCUUUCUUAAAAGUGAUUUUUACUUCACUAAAGAGGUUUAUAUUCUCUUCUCGGCCAUUAUCAAUUUCCCAGUCUUUACCAGCUUCUGGUUGACUGCAUGUCUAUCCAUCAGCUACUAUUUUCAGAUUGUCAUAUUUACUCAUCCAUUCCUUGUGCGGCUCAAGUUAGUACUGUUUCGGAUUAUUCCACAGCUUCUAAUGACUUCAGUUCUUAUAUCACUGGCAACAUGUAUACCUGUAAUCUGGAAUACAAUGAUAUAUGAUCAAGAAUUUAACAUGACAGGUAAUGCGAGUAUGGAAGCCUCCUCUCCUACAUUGACUUUAGAGUAUCUGAUCAUAAGUAAUCUUAUCUGUUUAUCACUGCCACUAGUCUUAGCAGGAGUUACCAAUGGUUUUAUUAUCAAGUCACUUGUAACUCACACCCACAAGGCAGUCAAGAAUGCUAAAGGAGAUCUUAGUGCCCGUACAGAAGGGCAAGUGCGGGCUGCAAGGACAAUAAGUUGUCUUCUGUUGAUCUACAUUUCUUUCUAUAUAUCGGAAUUAUUAUUGUUCACUGAAAUGUUUCCACCUAGUAGUUUAGGUUUAUGUGUUUGUUAUAUGAUCAUUUACAGUUAUUCUCCUUCUCAGUCUAUUGUCCUUAUUUUUGGAAGCCCCAAACUAAAACAAGCUGUUGCCAAUAUAAUUCAUAGUAUUCAAGGUUUCAAUGAAGAAGUGGAUACUACACCAAAUGUUGCAUUCAUAAAGUUGAAUAUUAAGGGGUCAAUGGCCCACCUAACAGAUGAAAAUAAGAAACAAAAUACAAUUGUAACUGGGACACUAGAAGAUAUUGGGCAGCACCUUAACUUUAAUUCUGCAUGUACAUAG